AUGGACCCAGCUUAUCUUUUUGCACCACAGGUUGUGGUGUGGGAUUUGCUCUUGGUCCUCAUGUUUUUCGUUCCUGAUAACAUUAUCUCAUUAUACGGAACAUUAUCAAACUUUAGAUCGGGGUUGUUUCUUCUGGUUCCAGUUAUUAUACUGCUGGAUGCCACAAAUACAUGGAAUGAUGUCUGGGUUGAGAGAGGUGAACGCAAAUGGUGCAUACCGUUACUUGCUGUAUUUGUGUGCUAUAUAACAACACUUACAAUAUCAGGACUAAUGUUCGCUUGGUUCAACCCCUCAGGCCAUGACUGCAAUCUUAAUGUGUUCUUUAUUGUCAUGACCAUCAUUCUCGCAUUUGGUUUUGUAAUUAUUACAUUGCAGGCUAAUGCAAGUCUUUUGCCAUCUUCUGUUAUUUCUGUGUACUGUUCGUAUGUGCUCUACAGUGCUCUCUCAAGUGAGUCUCGAGAUUACGUGUGCAAUGGUCUCAACAACAGUUCAAAAGGAGUAACCACGCGUAAGCUAAUUCUUGGUAUGCUCACAACAGUUAUCUCUGUCUUGUACUGUGCUUGCCGGGCUGGAUCCUCGCUAAAGUCAGGUGACAGAAACCCUUUUGUGAACUUUGAGCAGAGAAAGGACAGAGAACCUGAUGCUGUGCCAUUUGGUUAUUCCUAUACAUUUUUCCACCUGAUUUUCGCGUUCGCUAGCAUGCAUUCAAACAUGCUUAUUACAGUAUCAGCUAAUACUCGAGCCUAUCAGCUGAUACCCGAUCAUAUUGAUGCUGACCGUUUGGCCUCGUUCUUUAAGGAAAUUGAGGUGUGGAAACAAAAGGCAAUCUUGAACAAAAGAUCAACAGAACUGCACAUUAAGUGUUAGAGAAAAAGCCUGAAAGUACAGAAAAAAAGGAAUGAUGUUUUUUGUCAUAUGUGAACCAGGGAAAAAUACAUGGG
This is a messenger RNA of Papaver somniferum (opium poppy), 941 nucleotides long. RefSeq names its product probable serine incorporator. Gene Ontology annotation, cellular component: membrane. The record is from RefSeq and is a predicted model, not a curated record. The transcript is spliced from 9 exons. NCBI's taxonomy places the organism in Eukaryota, Viridiplantae, Streptophyta, Magnoliopsida, Ranunculales, Papaveraceae. Bases 1 to 867 code for a protein of 288 amino acids.